Messenger RNA from Coccidioides immitis RS, 2295 nucleotides. Its product is annotated as anthranilate synthase component 2. The record is from RefSeq and is a predicted model, not a curated record. NCBI's taxonomy places the organism in Eukaryota, Fungi, Ascomycota, Eurotiomycetes, Onygenales, Onygenaceae. The transcript has a single exon. Gene Ontology annotation, cellular component: cytosol. Gene Ontology annotation, biological process: L-tryptophan biosynthetic process. The coding region runs from base 1 to 2295 and encodes 764 amino acids. Gene Ontology annotation, molecular function: anthranilate synthase activity; indole-3-glycerol-phosphate synthase activity; phosphoribosylanthranilate isomerase activity.
AUGGCUAGCACCGAGCUCGUCGAUCACUCCCCGAAUCACCCCACCAAGGCCCAACGCCUCGAUAACGCUUCCAACGUCGUCUUGAUUGACAACUACGACUCCUUCACGUGGAACAUUUAUCAAUAUCUCAUCUUAGAGGGUGCGACAGUGACAGUUUUCAGAAAUGAUGUCAUCUCCCUCGAGGAACUUAUCGCGAAGAAGCCUACCCAGCUGGUCAUUAGUCCUGGCCCUGGCCACCCGAAUACUGACUCCGGAAUAAGUAAAGAGGCAAUUCAGUACUUUGCGGGAAAGAUACCGGUUUUCGGGGUUUGUAUGGGCGAGCAGUGUAUAAUAUCGUCGUUUGGAGGCGAAGUUGAAGUUACUGGAGAGAUUUUACAUGGGAAAACGUCUCCGUUGAAACACGACGGGAAAGGUGUCUAUGCUACACUCCCGCCCAAUUUGGCAGUGACGAGAUACCAUUCUCUGGCGGGAACCCCCCAAACUGUUCCUGAAUGCUUGGAGGUGACAUCGUGGACGGAAUGCGAAAAUCGUGGUGGUCGGGGGAUCAUUAUGGGCGUCAGGCAUAAGAAAUUGACAGUCGAAGGAGUUCAAUUCCACCCUGAGAGCAUAUUAACCGAGCAUGGACGCACAAUGUUUCGGAACUUUUUGAAGUGGAAAGGCGGUACUUGGGAGGAAGCUCUGUCCAGUACGAAGAGCCAAUCUACUGCAGCUAGCGAACCGACUACCUCGAAACAGAUGUCAAUCUUGGAAAAGAUAUAUGCCCAUCGCAAAGCUGCUGUAGAUUUACAGAAGGCGAUCCCUUCUCAGCGGCCUGCAGAUCUUCAAGCAGCAUACGAUCUUGGUAUUGCGCCGCCACAAAUUUCUUUCCCCAGUCGAUUAAGGGAUUCACCGUUUUCACUGGCUCUAAUGGCCGAAAUAAAAAGAGCCUCGCCUUCUAAAGGAAUAAUAUCUUCCUCCACGUCCGCACCAUCCCAAGCCAGAAAAUAUGCCAUGGCUGGCGCAAGUGUGAUAUCAGUCCUCACCGAGCCAGAAUGGUUUAAAGGAAGUAUCGAAGAUUUGCGAGCAGUGCGACAAAGUCUGGAGGGUUUACCAAAUCGCCCAGCCGUUCUGCGAAAGGAAUUUAUAUUUGACGAAUAUCAAAUUCUCGAAGCCCGACUUGCUGGUGCUGAUACCGUUCUUCUCAUAGUCAAAAUGCUUCCCGUUGACCUCUUGACUCACCUUUACGAAUACUCCUGUAAAUUGGGUAUGGAGCCGCUUGUCGAAGUUAAUACUGCUGAAGAGAUGGCCAUUGCCGUUAAACUCGGAGCCCGUGUAAUUGGUGUUAAUAAUCGCGAUCUUACAAGCUUUGAGGUCGAUCUGGGGACUACAAGUCGUUUAAUGGACCAAGUAUCGGAUUCCACGAUUGUUUGUGCGCUUAGUGGCAUAUCUGGCCCUAAGGAUGUCGAAGCAUAUCGUGCAAACGGCGUCAAGGCGGUUCUUGUUGGUGAGGCUCUUAUGCGAGCAGAAGACACUAGCGCCUUCGUGCAGAAUCUCCUGGGGCCUGAGAUUCAAUUAAGCCCCAAUUCUCUGCCGUGUUCACCACCCCUUGUCAAAAUUUGCGGAACUCGCUCUGGGGAUGCUGCACGUGCCGCCAUUGAAGCCGGCGCAGAUCUUGUGGGUAUAAUCCUUGCACAGGGACGCACGAGGACGGUACCCGACGAGGUUGCCCUGGAAAUCUCGAAGGUCGUUAAAACAACACCACGUCCUUCGCUGUUGGAUAAUUACAUCCGGCAAGCCCCAUCUUCGCAGACUGGCCUGGAUUAUUUUGAUAAUGGCUGUCGAUUACUGCGGCAUCCAUCUCGCGCGCUUCUAGUGGGCGUUUUCGCAAACCAACCGCUCUCCUACAUUAUCUCUCAACAGCAAAAGCUUGGGCUUGACAUUAUUCAACUUCACGGAUCUGAACCUAUCGAGUGGGCAAGGCUAAUUCCCGUGCCGGUUAUCAAAAAGUUUUCUCCUGAAGAUAAGGAUAUUACUAAGCGUGCCUACCAUGCCCUUCCCCUGUUGGACUCUGGGGUUGGGGGAACGGGAGAGAGACUCUCGUUACCUGCAGUGGAAGAAGCCCUCGAACGAGAUGACGGCCUUCGGAUAAUACUUGCUGGUGGUCUGAAUCCUGAAAACCUUGUUUCCACUGUUAAAGCCCUCGGCGAACAAAGCCGGAAGGUGGUGGGUGUCGAUGUCAGUAGCGGUGUCGAGGUAGACGGAAGUCAAGAUCUGGGGAAGAUCAGAGCUUUUGUGGCCGCGGCGAAAGGCUUGUGA